Messenger RNA from Penicillium riverlandense, 1551 nucleotides. Its product is annotated as ATP-binding protein. The record is from RefSeq and is a predicted model, not a curated record. Gene Ontology annotation, molecular function: ATP hydrolysis activity. Lineage: Eukaryota; Fungi; Ascomycota; Eurotiomycetes; Eurotiales; Aspergillaceae. Bases 1 to 1551 code for a protein of 516 amino acids. The transcript is spliced from 2 exons.
AUGGUUGGCGACCCUCGUUUGGAGAAACAGAACCAUCUUUGGGCGGAGGCUUGCAAUCUCCUCAGCCGAGAUGAGCAAGCUUGUGUUGCAAAAUAUUAUGCAGAGGACGGAAUCAAAACAGUGAAUGACACGCUGGUGUUGGUCGCCGAGAAGCAGGAUUUAUGCAUGCGCAAGCGCUGGACCAUCAAAAACUUCCGAGGCCAAAAGAUCAUUGUCCGCGACAUUCUUCACAAGAUUGCUCACUGGAUCAACAAGUUCAAGGAAGUGGGCGAUGUUGUUAUCCAGAUUGACCAAACCCAUGCUGCCGUUCCGUGGGCAGCGAUCCGUUUCACACUUCAGUGGUCAAUCAAUGACCUUCAAACAUUUGCUAUGGUUGCCGAAGGACUAGAGGUCGUUUCGAGAAUCGUUGCUCGAUAUGCCCUUUUCGAGUCCGUGUUUCUUCCACGAAACGGGGAGACCCCAUCAACUGUACAGUCCAAGCUAUCUGCGGCCCUCUUGCAACUAUAUGCGGCAUGCAUGAAGUACCUCGUCAGAAUCGCGGAAUAUUACGAACGUUCCACUGGAGAACGUCUGGCGCGCAGCCUGAUUUCAUCAUCGGACAGCGGGAACGACGAGUUAGAGGCAAUCCGGCAACGUGAAGUGGAAGUUGAUCAAGUUGCAAAAAUUGCGCAAACAGAGAUUUCUCGUCAGUCAAAUGAUGCCAUACAUACCCUCAAAGCGCAGAAUGUGGCCUUCUUCCAGUCUUUGGAAAAUCUUGUCCACUCCCUGGAGGGACCCAUUGUACGCCUAAGUGGUCCGCUUGUCAAGUUCGAGGAUGCGAUAUCCGCUGAGGAACGGCGCAAGGCAUUGCUUUGGCUCUCCAGAGUCAACAGCCGAGAGCUCCAUGAAUUUAUCAUUUCUGAUGUGAUUCCAGGGACAGCUGAUUGGAUCUUUGACAGGCCAGAGUACAAGGACUGGCAUGGCUCCAGUUCAUCGUCCAUGCUUUGGCUUCAUGGGAUUCCAGGAUGCGGAAAAACCAAAGUGACAUCAAAAGUAGUUCAGCAAUUUUUGGAAGCGACUAGCAAGGACCUGAAUUCUGCUCCAAUUUCAUACGUCUAUUGCUCCAAGACCGGUAACAAGUCGCUUACGCUUACUCCGGUUGUGAUUCUGAGGACAAUAGUCAAACAGCUCUCUUUGCCGAAGUCUGAGGAUCGAAUUCGACUGCCAACCUGGGCAGAGUACACAAAGAAAAAAGAAGCCGCCGAGACGGACGGUCUGGAUCCCUCGCUACUCACGGAAGAAGAGUGCAUCCGGCUACUUCUUUCCUUAACCCAAGACUGUCCCGCUACGAUUGUUCUCGAUGGUCUCGAUGAAGUCGAUGGGAAUCCGCGUGAUGUGCUGAGAGUACUCCGUGCUGUGCUCGAAGAUGCACCAAAUCUGGUGAAAGUACUCGUAUCAAGCCGUGAUGACGGUGCCAUCUCGGAAGAGCUUCGGGAUAUUCCAUGCAUAGGUGUAUCCUCUGCAGACAACUCUGCCGACAUCAAAACAUCGUUUGAUGGAAACCCUCAUUAA